UUAUUUCUGAUUAACAUGGCGAAUGGCUAGAAACGGUCGGCUGUUUUGAAUGUGAAAUUUGUGUGAGGUGAAGAUGUAGUUGCAUUGUGACUGGUAAACUGGAUACUGACAUGAUUCCAGUGACAAUUGUUGUGGACACUCUUUUGCAUUCUUGGUGAUCUAUUUUUAUAGCGAUAUUUAACUGGUCGUGUAAUUACAUUCUCCUUCUGCGAAAGGGGUAGACUUGUUAUAGGUACAGAGUACGAUUAAAACAUGACUAUGUUGAACUCUAAUUACCUCUGACAUUAUGGAAGAGAAGCAGAUUUAGCUGCCGUGACUAUGAAGCGGGCAAGGCGGGCACAGCGCCUCCCAGUGCAAGACUGCAUUUUUAAAAGGUCAUUCGGAGGAAAGUUAUUGUUCCGGUUUCAACAUCUGCAAAAAUGACUUGGCAAAUGAGGUGGUAAUAAUUAUAGAAGAUGUAUAAAGUUUACUCGUAAUGAGCUAAUAGAAAGUUGUAGGUAGAAUCAAAUGUGAAAGCUCCCCAUAUACAACCACGCAGGCCCAACGUUCAGCCUCGCGUCUGCUCUAAUAUUAGCUGAAGCAUUUGUUUGACUGGAAAAUGGUACUUCUUUUCUUCAAUUAUCUCUUCGCUAGGUUUGCCUGCAUAAAAUGUCGCCGACAUUUUGUACAACUUGACCAGGUAGACGGUGGAGUCAUUAUUGAUGAAACAAUUAGUGUUUAUAAUACUUCUGGUUUUUUUUAAAUAGAGACUGGAUCCUUCGGUUCUUGUCCUUUCUAAACCCAGUAACAGAUUCACGGGAAUAAUUCGACACUAUCAUUUUAAAAUCAUACACAUAAGAAAAAGUGUAUCAGCAUUCGUAUAAUAAAAAAACAAAAUAUUACUUAUAUAUUAGACAGACUCUGUCCCCAUAUUUCAAAUGACCAGUAUAAUAUUAAUCUGCAUUAUUAUCAGGCAACCAGAAAACAAUAAUACAAAUGUUCAAAUUCUACCUUCUUUACAACAGGAAUAGUAAAUCUUUCUUUUCACCUUGGGUCUACCAUUGCUCUUUCACUAAGAUAAUCAGAACCUCUGACAGGAUAUCGUCCAACUGCUAUAGAAGGCAACAUCUCACCACGCGAUAUUCGCCACAAACACUCUUCAAGUAACAGCAUACUUUAACCGCUAGAUAAACGUUGAGCAGCGACUCACUUUAAAUGGGUCCACAUAAUGUUUAAGCAGUAUUCGCAAAGCAAUGGCCCAGCGCCAUGGAUCCAUCGUUUCAGCACUAGUUUUACAAUGUGAAUCUUUAGGCGUUGAUAAAUAAUGAAGGACAAUUGCUGCUGAAAAGCAAAACAGUCUUGACAUAUGCUGAAGCAGCUUCUGCAAGAAAAUGGCUUUCUGGGUCAGUAGAAAGCUGAACUUUUGAAAAAUUCAAUUUUGUUUUUAAAAUCGGUGUACUUAUACGUAGGAAAGCUCUUGGCAGACUGUUGACAAUAAUAGCUUUCAUUGAACCACAGAAUCUAUGAAUAAAUAUAGGCCUCACUUCCCAAACACUUAGUUUGCAUUGACAUUCUCUAGGUCAAAAUCUGUUAGAUCAAAAGUCGCAGCACUUGUGUGGGCAGUUAAAAAAAGAGGUGAAUUUUAAUCGGGUUUGUUCAUCAAUAACUCUUUGGCAUUGACCUGUCUGAACGAGUCGAGCAGUAAGGUGAAAUGCAGGUCACAGCGUCUAACAAAUAUUAAAAUGUGUAGCACCAAUCAGCUUCACAAUAUGCGUUAAUUUGAUCAGUAAAGAGAUUUGGCUUUCGGAUUAUCGGAUGAUGUAAUGAUAUCUGGUAUUUUCAGAGCAAAAAGCCUUUUUUAAAAGCAGAAUUCACUGUUGGUGUUUUCGUUGGCGCCAUUGGUUGUCGGAAAGUGUUUAGCUGUUUUCUUUCCUAAAUCACUGGGCUAAAUGGAAAAAAAAUCGCAGCUCCGUUAUUCAUCUUAUUUGGCAAACUGGAUGUAUCCUUUGUCAUCCUGCGUACGUUGGGUUGCCUGCCGUUUCUUCAAGUGCCCUCGCUAUUGUUAUGCUGCUCUCGGGCGAAAACAACAACAAGAAAUGCGUGCACGCCGAAUACCUGUUCUAUCCUUGAUUUAUAUGAAAAGCGACAAGGAAUGGUCGAAAAUUCUCUUUGAACAAAAGAGCAAAUUACCUGAGCAAUAUUCGAGCGCUCAGUGAAUGAUCAUUAUUCGCUCCUAAUGGGAACCGCUAUUCUAUGCAUUUUCCGGAAACUAUCUCGAAUGCUCAGUGGUUGCUGUAAAAACAAUAAGGAGGGUGCGGAAUUUAUUUUAUUUUUCAAAUCAAGAUUUUGUGGACGAAGUUUGUAAAAUUUGUCAUUAGCUGUUUCCUUAUCCGGGAAUCGGGCCUAGCCCCGUCAUUGGUUCGUAUAGUCACAUGGGUGACUAACUUUAUUCAGUUGACAGCAAGUAGGAGGGCUUUAUGGAACGGGAAAAAAGACAACUCGAGAAAAAUUAGUAUUUUCCACCUUCAGAAAUUAAUGACCAUGAGUUCGUUUUUGGUGAAUUCUAAAUAUGUGGAUCCCAAAUUUCCUCCUUGCGAGGAAUACUCGCAAAAUAACUACAUACCUGACCACUGCUCAGAGUAUUACAGCCAGCCGCAGGACAUUGAUUUUCAGCACCAAGGAGUCUAUCCACGGUCAAACUACAGCGGCCAGUCGUACAGCUGCAGCAACGCUCGGGGCUCUCCGGUGCAGCAGAGGGGUCAUGUGCAGGCACAGCCCGCUCCUCAGAACCACCUCUCAGCCCAGGGGGAGCCCGUUGCACCGCUCCAAGUGUCCAUAGCCCGGCCUUGCAACCAGCAGCAACACAAUACAAAGAAUCAAAACGGCACAGCAACCAAACAGCCAGCGGUGGUUUAUCCUUGGAUGAAGAAAAUCCACGUUAACACGGUGAAUCCUAAUUACACUGGAGGGGAACCCAAACGCUCACGAACUGCCUACACAAGGCAGCAGGUCUUAGAACUGGAGAAGGAGUUCCAUUUUAACAGGUAUCUGACAAGACGACGUCGUAUUGAAAUAGCCCACACGUUGUGUCUUUCCGAACGCCAGAUCAAAAUUUGGUUUCAAAACCGAAGGAUGAAGUGGAAAAAGGAUCACAAAUUGCCGAACACUAAGACCAGAUCGUCCAGUUCUUCUUCUGCUUCCAGUCAACAGUCACAAACUGUUUCCAAGGACCAACAAACAGACCUCACAAGUUUAUAGAACAACACCUCAUAAGUGGUUCUCUGUGUAUAUAAUGAGACAUUUCCAAGCAGAAAUUGCAUGUACCGAUAACAUGGCUUGUAGGUGCUUUCUUGGUGCUAUUUUUCGGGCAUUGAAGCGACCUUAUCAUAUACAGUCACCUUGUUCUAAAAUCUAGGAAAUGAGACAAAAAGGGUAAUGUUAUCUGAGCUCCAAUAGAAACGGUUGCGACUCUAGUAAGUAGUUGUUCUUGCCAUACAACACAUCUUAGUAACCUCAGUAAGUGCAAGGUACUAGGUCAUGGAGACAUGAUGAGGUAUACGGUCCAGGAAGGUACAUGUAUAGUCUGCUAGCAUGAAAUUGAAAGGCUGCGACGCUUGUUCAUGGUCUUUUUUAUUUUAUAAUGAAGGCACAGCGAUUUGAUGUGGCAAUUUCUUAUUCCCACGGCUAUUUUGCUCGUAAUGUGUAUUUUUGCGACCCCAUCUCUUUGUGUAUAUUGUGUUGAUAUUGGAGAUUUAUAGUGAUCAGGAAUUAGACAGUGUUUUGUGGUUUCCUUAUUUAAAAUAUGAAAAUGGUAUUUGUAUUGUGCUGCUGAAUGGAUUAUUGUUACAAUGCAAGAUUGCAUACAUUUUUAUGUUCAAGAAUGAUACCAAAAUUCGUCCGCACUACUAAAGUUCGAAAAUAAAUUAGUAGUAACAAGA
Amblyraja radiata (thorny skate) is the source of this 3917-nucleotide messenger RNA. It is a transcript of the gene hoxd4a, whose product is annotated as homeobox D4a. The transcript has 3 exons. Bases 2515 to 3237 code for a protein of 240 amino acids. NCBI's taxonomy places the organism in Eukaryota, Metazoa, Chordata, Chondrichthyes, Rajiformes, Rajidae. Gene Ontology annotation, biological process: anterior/posterior pattern specification; positive regulation of transcription by RNA polymerase II; embryonic skeletal system morphogenesis. Gene Ontology annotation, cellular component: nucleus; nucleoplasm. Gene Ontology annotation, molecular function: RNA polymerase II cis-regulatory region sequence-specific DNA binding; DNA-binding transcription factor activity, RNA polymerase II-specific. The record is from RefSeq and is a predicted model, not a curated record.